GUGGCGGCGGGCGGCCCGAGCGUCGGGACCGGAACAAAACUGUUCCACGGAACGCAGGGUGCGUGCUCAGAGUUUCCGGGGAGGAGGGCAGGAGAGGACCUGCGCGAGGCGGUUCCUACGGCGGCGAAGGAGGCAAUGGCCCUGGGGAUGAGGGGGCUGCGCCUCUGGCAGGCCGCCCCAGGUGGCCCGGCUGGCUGGAGAUUGAUAGCAACAUCGCCAGCUUCUCGGCUGUCACAGACAGAACUGAUAGUGAUGCAGAAUGAUCUCUUUAAUAAAGAAAAGAACAGGCAGUUAUCAUUAACUCCUCGCACUGAGAAGAUCGAAGUUAAACACGUUGGGAAAACCGACCCUGGCACGGUCUUUGUGAUGAAUAAAAACAUUUCAACUCCCUAUAAUUGUGCUCUGCAUUUAAGUGAGUGGUACUGCAGGAAGUCCAUUCUGGCUCUUGUGGACGGACAGCCUUGGGACAUGUAUAAACCUUUGACCAAAUCCUGUGAAAUUGAAUUUCUUACUUUCAAAGAUCGUGAUCCAGGAGAAGUGAAUAAGGCUUACUGGCGUUCUUGUGCCAUGAUGAUGGGCUGUGUGAUAGAGAGGGCAUUCAAAGAUGAAUAUGUGGUCAGUUUGGUCAGAGCUCCCGAAGUUCCUGUAAUCUGUGGAGCCUUCUGCUAUGAUGUAGUUCUGGAUAAGCGACUUGAUGAGUGGAUGCCAACAAAAGAGAACCUCCGUUCCCUCACGAAAGAUGCUCACACUUUAAUUUAUAAAGAUCUUCCAUUUGAAACUCUGGAAGUGGAAGCAAAAGUGGCAUUAGAAAUAUUUCAGCACAACAAGUACAAAACAGAUUUCAUAGAAGAGAAGGCAUCUCAGAACCCUGAGAGAAUAGUUAAGCUACACAGGUUUGGUGACUUCAUUGAUGUGAGUGAGGGUCCUCUUAUUCCAAGAACAAGUAUUUGUUUCCAGUAUGAAGUGUCAGCGGUUCACAAUCUUCAAGCCACCCCGUUGAGUCUUGUACGAAGAUUCCAGGGUCUGUCUUUACCUGUACACUUAAGAGUAAGUAAAGCUGGCAUUACUAUCUUCUAUAAUAAAAUUUUGCUUGAAUUUUCUGAGUGUUAA
Leptonychotes weddellii (Weddell seal) is the source of this 1110-nucleotide messenger RNA. NCBI's taxonomy places the organism in Eukaryota, Metazoa, Chordata, Mammalia, Carnivora, Phocidae. The record is from RefSeq and is a predicted model, not a curated record.